Molecule: messenger RNA, 1841 nt
Organism: Micropterus dolomieu (smallmouth bass)
Lineage: Eukaryota; Metazoa; Chordata; Actinopteri; Centrarchiformes; Centrarchidae
Product: caspase a-like
Exons: 9
Coding region: 380-1555 (391 amino acids)
Biological process (GO): proteolysis; regulation of apoptotic process
Molecular function (GO): cysteine-type endopeptidase activity
Source: RefSeq, a predicted model, not a curated record
CAAUGGUUCACUUCUUUAGCCCUGCGAUGGACUGGCGACCUGUCCAGGGUGUACCCCGCCUUUCGCCCGAUGUCAGCUGGGAUUGGCUCCAGCCCCCCGCGACCCUGUACGCAGGAUAAGCGGUUGACGAUGGAUGGUUCACUUCUUUAAGGCCACUCUUCAGCCUGCUGCGAUACAAAUCUUAGUGCUCCAAGUAGCCAACUGAUCACUUAUAGAAGCCUAGGCCUAUAGGUUACUUCGGAGCCCUACAGGGCUCUGGGUUACUUGGCGCAAAGCAGGAAACAUCGUUACCAUCUCCACCAGUACGCAUUACGCAGCUGUCCCUACCCAUAGGCUUUUGGAAGUUGGGAAGGUUUGUGUAACUUACAAGAUUUGAGAAAUGGCAGAGGAGCUUCACAGGGUGAGGAGGAAGUUUGUGGAGAAGGCGUCCAAAGAACUUAUAAAUCAGUUGCUGGAUGACAUUUUAGAGGAUGCUAUUGUGAACGAUGGGGAGAAAGACUCAAUAAUUGAGGAGAAGCCUUCCAGAGCAGACAAGGCACGCUGUCUCAUCGACACAGUGAAGAAGAAAGGAAAUGAAGCCAGCAGGAAGCUGAUCGCUCACCUUCAAAGCAGGGAUCCGACCCUUUACAAUGAACUGGGUCUGUCCUCUGGUCCUCCUCCUCCUGCUCCUCUAGAGGCCCCGAAGGAGCAGAAUUGGUCAAACACACUCAUCCCAACCACUGAGGCAUUUUGGUGCAAAAAGCAGAACGACAGAAAUAUUUACCCUGCAGCAAAAAGUUCCAUUAGGAAUCGUGUGGCCCUGCUAAUCACUAAUAUAAAGUUUACUAAUGAGAAAUUCAACAGAAGAGGAGCUGAGAAAGACGAGGCGAACAUGGAGAAACUGCUCACAUCUCUGGGAUACGAGGUGGUGAAACACACAAACCUCACAGGAAAGGCAAUUAAUGAUUCUAUGAUUAAUUUCUCUAAACAUCCGAAACUCAAAGAGACAGACAGCGUGAUGGUGGUUAUCAUGUCUCAUGGGAAACUGGGAGCUGUCCUCGGUAUCAACCAUGAUGAGAAAUGUGAUGAUGAGUUCCCCAUCAACAACAUUUACAAACACUUGGGCUCAGAGAAAUGUCCAGCACUGCUGAACAAACCCAAGAUCAUCAUCAUCCAGGCCUGCAGAGGAGAUGAGGGCGGAUCAGUACUUGUUAGUGAUGCUGCAAACUCAGCUCUGGUCUGUGAUGAUGUGAAACAGCCAAGUCCAUCCCCGUCUGCUGGUGACGAAAACUUAGAGGAUGAUGCUUUACGAUGUGUACACAAAGAAAAAGACUUCAUUUCUCUUCUUUCCUCCACCCCUGAGACUGUCUCAUAUAGACAUCCAGAACAUGGGUCUUUACUUAUCCAGUAUGUAGUUAUGGUCUUGAACACCUGCGCACAUGAGGAUGACAUUGACGAACUGUUCAGAAAAGUCAUGCAGCGCUUUGAAGAUUUUUCCAUUCAAAGCAAAAGGCAGAUGCCUACCAAAGACAGAUGCACUCUGACAAGGCGCUUCUACUUCUUUCCAGGUCUCUGAGAUAAGAGUGUUGGUUAAUGCAAACUCCGAUUUGAUGUUUUACAAUAGGCUCACUAUGCUUUAUGAUUAAGAAGUUAGAUAAAUAAGAAGUUAGAUAGAUAAAACUAAACUUUGUUUUAUAUAUAAUGACAUAUUUGCAUGCAUUUAUGUUUUUAAAUAUAUCUGACAGUGUGACAACUGUACAGUGUGCUCUCGAUGUAAAUACAUUGUUGAAAAGAGUUUCUGUCUGUGCUGCGGUCAGCUGAGGGCAGACGAAAUUCAGUCAUUAAAGAAAAGUUUUUAGGUA